UGGGAUUGCCUCCGGAUCUUAUUGCUAUUUUAAACCGCUUGAUUGCCCGUUUUCUUGAGGUGUGUUAGAGAAUUCGAGGAGCUUUCCAAAUCGCCGAGGAUUUCAUCCCGCUUUCUAAGUGUGUGUCUUUGAUCUUGAAUUCUUCUCGUCCAGGUGAAGUUGAAGUAUUCGCUUGGAUUAGGUUUUGGGGUUGAAUUUUCUACUCUAAUUGUGACCGGUCUUUCUGGACAGCUCUUAUUUGAUCCUCAAGUUGAUAUUGCAUCCCUAGGUGUUGAAAAACUACAGAAAUGGGGCAAUCCUUAUGUUGCAUUCAGGUUGACCAGUCCAGAGUGGCCAUUAGAGAAACAUUUGGGAAAUUCGAUGAUGUGCUUGAACCAGGUUGUCACUGCUUACCUUGGUGUUUUGGGAAGAAAGUGGCUGGUUAUCUUUCACUGCGUGUUCAGCAGCUUGAUGUCCGCUGUGAAACAAAAACAAAGGAUAAUGUUUUUGUCACUGUUGUUGCAUCUAUUCAGUAUCGUGCCUUGGCUGACCGCGCAUCAGAUGCUUUCUACAAGCUUAGCAAUACAAGGGAGCAAAUCCAAUCCUAUGUUUUUGAUGUGAUCAGAGCAAGUGUUCCCAAGCUGAAUUUAGAUGAUGUCUUUGAGCAAAAGAAUGAAAUUGCCAAGGCUGUAGAAGAGGAGCUGGAGAAGGCCAUGGCAGCAUAUGGUUAUGAAAUUGUUCAGACACUCAUUGUGGAUAUUGAACCUGAUGAGCAUGUUAAGAGAGCAAUGAACGAGAUAAAUGCAGCUGCCAGGCUAAGGGUUGCUGCGAACGAGAAAGCAGAAGCCGAGAAAAUAUUGCAGAUCAAGCGGGCCGAAGGGGAUGCAGAAUCCAAAUACCUAGCAGGCCUGGGAAUAGCUCGCCAGCGUCAGGCAAUUGUGGAUGGUCUGAGAGAUAGCGUACUUGCGUUCUCAGUUAAUGUUCCUGGCACAACAGCGAAGGAUGUCAUGGACAUGGUUCUGGUUACUCAGUAUUUCGACACGAUGAAGGAGAUCGGUGCCUCUUCGAAAUCCAAUUCGGUGUUCAUCCCUCAUGGACCUGGUGCUGUUAAGGACAUUGCCUCGCAGAUAAGGGAUGGCCUUCUUCAGGCCAACUCCAUGUCCCAGUGAACGUUUUAUAAUUUGAGUUUGUUGUGUCUCCAAUUUACUUCAUCUGGUUUUCUUGGUUGCUUAUGAAAAAAUAAAGUGUAGUGUGUCUGUAUAGGAGGUAAGUAUUUCCAAUUUAAGGUUUGAUAUGCUUAGUAUGUGAAACUUUAUUAUGGUUGUAUGCUGGUUCUUCCAGAGUGGAUAAUUUUGUAGAUAUGAUUGACGUGGAUGUAUAUAUAUAUACAUGCUUAUUAUA
This is a messenger RNA of Dioscorea cayenensis subsp. rotundata (Guinea yam), 1380 nucleotides long. RefSeq names its product hypersensitive-induced response protein 1. Lineage: Eukaryota; Viridiplantae; Streptophyta; Magnoliopsida; Dioscoreales; Dioscoreaceae. The record is from RefSeq and is a predicted model, not a curated record. The transcript has 7 exons. The coding region runs from base 288 to 1148 and encodes 286 amino acids.